GAGCCUCUGUAGCCCCGCCCGGGCGCCCGGCCGGGGGCGGCCCCGCCGCUCAGUGGCCGCGGGGAUGGUGGGGCGGGCGGGAGCCGCAGCGCCCGCAGCCCGGACGGCGCCCAGCGCGGCGAGCCUCGGCCGGCCAGCAUAAAUAUGGCUGAACUUUCAGACCCAGAAGGUACUGUAAACUGGAAGGAAAGAUGUUUAACUCUGGAGUCACAGUUGAUGAAAUUUCGUCUCCAGGCAAGCAAGAUCAGAGAAUUGUUAGCAGAAAAGAUGCAGCUGCUUGAGAAACAAGUUCUAGAUGCUGAUCGUCAAGCAGAGAGAGCUUUUCAGCAGGUGCAGGUCAUGGAAGAAAAAUUGAAAGCAGCUAAUGUUCAAACAAGUGAAUCAGAAACCAAGCUGUAUAAGAGAUGUCAAGAUCUGGAGAUGCUGAUACAAGAUAAAAAUGACAUAAUACAAAAAUUGGAGCAACAACUUGAAGAACAGAAACAAAUAAGACUGCAAGAAGCAAAAAUCAUAGAAGAAAAAGCAGCUAAAAUAAAAGAAUGGGUAACAGUCAAGCUUCAUGAGUUAGAGGUGGAAAAUCAGAACCUCCGCUUGAUCAACCAAAAGCAAACCAAAGAGAUGAAAACAAUACAGUCUAAACUGCAAGAAGCUACGGGCAAGAAAUCUGUUACUUCAGCACAAAAACCCGGAGAGUGUCAGCGACUAAGCAGUUUGACUUUUGGAUGCUUUUCAAAUAGAGCAAGAAGUCCUCAACCAUCUCCCAAGUUUGACGAAAUAAGGAAGUCUUCAUCUAAAGAGUCAGACUACACUGAAGGCAAAAACAUGCUAGAGAAGGAUAUCCUGGAAACUACUUUUGCUGGUCCUGCACACGAGACCAGUAAAGGUCAGAAGUCAGUGCAACAAAGUUCCUUAGGAUCAGAACAGAAAAAAAAUUCAAGAAGGAACUGUUCAUCUAAUAUCAUAGACAGCAACAUGUCAAAGAACUCCUGUACCACUGGGAGUGACUGGAGCUCAGAUGAAGAUGGAGGAGACAAUAAAGGACUGAAAUCGAGGUGUGCAUCCACUCUCUCAAGCCACGCAUCUGAAGAGAAUGCAAGGUACAGUAGAGUGGGAAGUGAAAUGUAUUUGACUGCAUCUGAUGACAGUAGUUCUCUAUUUGAGGAAGAAAGUUUCGAUGUUCAGAGGACUCUGCACAAGAAGUUAUACUCCUGGCAGCAAGGGUCCCAAAGAAAAGGCCAGAACAAUCCAGGUGGGAAGUGCAACUCUGACUUCACAAGUGAAAAGAAAGACCAAGAUAGUUCUUCAGAUGAACUGAAUAAGAAAUUUCAGUCUCAGAGGCUAGAUUAUUCAUCCUCAUCCAGUGAGGCAAAUACCCCAAGUCCAAUUUUAACCCCUGCUCUAACACCCAAACACCCAAUUCUAGCAACUUCUGCAGGCUCUCAAUGCACAACACCAUCAAGUUCUCCCUCAAAUUUGCCACCUCCAAAGUUACGGACUCCUAAUAUGUUUAGUAUAAAUUCAGUAUUAGCAAAGAAACAUCUAAGUCAGCCCCAGCUGAGUUCUGACAGAAUGUUUGGUAGAAACAGAAAUGCCAUAAGCAUGAUACGUCCAUGGAGACCUCAAGAAACAGACAUUGAUCUGGUGGAUGGAGAAGAUGGUGAUAUUUUAGAGAAAAUGGAGAUUGGCUGUGAUGAAGGAGUGUUUAUCUAUGACUGCACUGAAUCAGAAAAUGCUGAAGCCCAGGAACCUUGUGACAAGACAAAAAAAGGUGCUAGCAACAAACCUCCAACCCCUCCAUUACAUCGAUUUCCUUCCUGGGAAAGCAGAAUUUAUGCUGUGGCCAAAUCUGGUUUAAGGAUGUCUGAAGCUUUCAGUAUGGAAUCUCUUAACAAAAGUGCUGUUUCACUAUCUUCAUACUCCAUAUCUGGGUUAUAUACAUCUCUGAUAUAUAAGAACGUGACCACUCCUGUCUACACCACUUUGAAAGGGAAAGCAACUCAAAUAAGCAGCAGCCCGUUUAUAGAUGAGUCAUCAGGAUCUGAGGAAGAAGACAGCUCUCGAUCCAGCUCAAGGACUUCUGAGUCUGAUUCUCGAAGCAGAAGUGGCCCAGGUAGUCCUCGGGCUAUGAAACGAGGUGUGUCUUUGUCCUCUGUGACCUCUGAAAGUGACUAUGCUAUCCCUCCAGAUGCAUAUUCAUUAGAUACAGACUGUUCAGAACCAGAGCAGAAACUACCUAAGACCUCUUCCUCAUCUAGUGAUAGUGGAAAAAAUGAACCUUUGGAAAAAUCUGGAUACCUGCUAAAAAUGGGUGGUAAAGUAAAGACCUGGAAACGACGGUGGUUUGUGCUUAAAGGAGGAGAAUUACUGUACUACAAAUCUCCAAGUGAUGUCAUUCGAAAACCUCAAGGUCAAAUUGAGCUAAACGCAUCUAGCCACAUUGAAAGGGGUGAUGGAAAACAAACAAUUCAGCUGACCACAGAAAAACGAACGUACUACUUGACUGCAGAUUCUCCAAACAUCUUAGAAGAAUGGAUCAAAGUGCUGCAGAAUGUUCUUAAAAUACAGGCUGCAAGUCCACUUUUCAUACAGCCUGAAAUCAAGCCAACCAUGAAAGGAUUACUUACAAAGGUGAAACAUGGAUAUUCCAAAAGAGUUUGGUGUACCCUUGUUGGAAAAAUUCUGUAUUAUUUCCGUAAUCAAGAAGACAAGUUUCCUCUUGGUCAAAUCAAGCUUUUUGAGGCAAAGGUUGAAGAAGUUGAUAGGUCAUGUGAUUCUGAUGAAGAUUAUGAGGCUAGCGGUCGCAGUUUACUAUCAACACAUUACACUGUUGUUAUCCACCCCAAAGAUCAAGGACCCACUUAUCUUCUUAUAGGAUCCAAACAUGAGAAGGACACGUGGCUUUAUCAUCUCACAGUUGCAGCUGGAAGUACCAGUGUAAAUGUUGGAUCCGAGUUUGAACAACUUAUUUGCAAAUUAAUAAAUACGGAAGGUGAUACCACUUCUCAGAUUUGGAGACAUCCUACCCUUUGCCACAGCAAAGAAGGAAUUACUUCCCCUCUUACAACAUUGCCAUCAGAAGCCUUGCAAACCGAAGCAAUUAAAUUAUUUAAGACCUGCCAGUUGUUUAUAAAUGCUGCAGUUGACUCUCCUGCCAUUGAUUACCAUGUAUCUUUGGCCCAAAGUGCUUUGCAGAUCUGCCUCACACAUCCUGAACUUCAAAAUGAGAUCUGUUGUCAGCUUAUUAAACAGACUAGACGUCGACAUCCACAAAACCAGGCAGGACCAAUACAGGGCUUGCAGCUCUUGGCUCUCUGCGUUGGACUCUUUCUGCCCCAGCACCCAUUCCUUUGGCUUCUUAAACUUCAUUUAAAGAAGAAUGCAGAUUCCAGGACUGAAUUUGGGAAAUAUGCAAUAUAUUGUCAGCGAUGUGUAGAGCGUACUCAGCAGAAUGGAGACCGAGAAGCCAGACCUUCCAGAAUGGAAAUCCUUUCAACACUUCUAAGAAACCCCUACCAUCAUUCGCUGCCCUUCAGUAUUCCAGUUCAUUUCAUGAAUGGCAUAUAUCAGGUUGUUGGGUUUGAUGCCUCUACAACUGUGGAGGAGUUUCUGAACACCCUGAACCAGGACACAGGUAUGAGGAAACCAGCUCAAUCAGGAUUUGCACUGUUUUCUGAUGAUCCCUCUGGCAAGGAUAUAGAGCACUGUCUUCAAGGAAACAUCAAGAUCUGUGACAUUAUUUCAAAAUGGGAGCAAGCCUCCAAAGAACAACACCCUGGGAAAUGUGAAGGCACAAGGACUGUCCGUCUUACUUAUAAAAAUAGGCUUUAUUUUUCAGUUCAAGUCCACGGAGAGACAGAGAGAGAGAAGCUACUGCUAGUAUAUCAGACAAAUGAUCAAAUAGUCAAUGGACUUUUCCCUGUAAACAAAGAACUAGCGAUGGAAUUGACAGCUCUUUUAGCUCAGAUAGAGAUUGGAGAUUUUGAACGGCCUUUCUCAACUCCAGCAGGGCAAGUCACUUCCCAGUCCAAGUCCAGUCAAACGUUAAAACAAGUUCUGGAGAGAUUCUACCCUAAGAGAUACAGGCAUGGUUGUUCAGAGGAACAACUGAGACAGCUUUGUCAGCGAUUGUCUACAAGAUGGAUGGCUCUCCGGGGACACAGUGCUGCAGACUGUGUGCGCAUUUAUCUCAUUGUAGCCAGAAAAUGGUCUUUCUUUGGUGCUAAAUUGUUUGCAGCAAAACCUCUAGCAACAUCCUCAGCUGAGAAGUCUUUCAUAUGGUUUGCUGUACAUGAAGAUGGCAUAAGCAUCCUAGAUUACAGCUCUAUGCGAUUAACAGUUACAUAUGCAUAUAAGAGUGUGAUGACUUUUGGAGGCUAUCAAGAUGAUUUCAUGCUGGUUGUUAACAACACUCAGACAAAGGACAAAUCAACUGAAAAACACCUUUUUGCCAUGACAAAACCAAAGAUUCUUGAGAUCACUCUACUGAUUGCCAGCUAUAUUAACAACUUUCAUCAGCUGAAAGGAGCUGCUCAUCACCUGUCUGCUCCAGCAUUACUGACACCUCAAAGUGGACAGAAACUCAAGGAAAUGGGAAGCCAGCCACUUCUUGUAAACAACAGACCAACUAAAUGUCCUACUUUGUUAUGAAAGGAUUAUGUAUCCUGAUAAUGCAUCUUUGUUACAGGGUUUCUGUACUAAUUGAAAACUUUCUGAUGUACAAGACAAAGAUCAUAAGCAGGUUCACAAACAAAAGAAAGGCAAGCAGGUUUACAUUCAUUUCAGUGGUAUGUAACAGGAGGAGCCCUUUACUUAAAGCCCAGGCCUGAACUGGAAUGAUGAUGAGCCAAUUCAAGGAUUAUGUUUUACUGUGGGCGGCCUGCGCCUAGAGCUCAAAAAUAAGUGUGUCUGUUGAUAGCGAUGGGGAAGGGUGUCCUUGGGAACAAUUAUAUAGCUUUUAGUAGUUUCCCAGAUAUUUCCUCAGGGACCAAACUGUUCUCAACUCUUCAUCUCUAUUUUUCAAACUUGUGCAAGUUGUAUAACCUUCAUUUGAAAUGAAUUUUUUUUGUUUUUAAAAAAAGGUCCAACACAGAAUAUUUUCCACUUCCAGCGGACCUCCUUAUUUACUAUACAAGUACCAUGGGACUAAAAAGAACAAUUUGUUUGAUUUGUGUAAUUGUUACUCCUUUUAAAAAAUAUAAGCACAUCGUGUAACUAUUAUAAAUCUACAGAGUGUUCUCAUGAUACAUGCUAGCCUUUGUUAUACAGCUAUUUUGCUUGGCAAAUCAUCACCCUUGGUCUCAUAAAUUUCUAAAUAAUCCGUCUCUGCCCCCAGCCUUUUAGAAAAAUCUAAAUUGGUUGAGCAUGGUAUUUAGUAUAGUUUUGUUUAACAAGAUCACAUACCUAAUUUCUUCUUUAAUCCAAAAUAAUAAUAUAACACAGAUGCAAGAACGGUUCAAAAUUGGAAACACAGAAGUACACAAAACAACAUUGCUUAACUGUUGUGAAUAAGCUUAGAAACAUAUGUGACAGAUGAAGUCCAUGUAUAAUGUGUAUAGUGUAUAUACAAUGACUCGGAAUGAUAUUUUGUAAAAGUUGUACUUCUUAUUUUUCAUUUGUAUCUAUACAUUUCAUGUUACAAUACUAAUAUAAUGUCCUUCAUGUUACAAUACUAAUAUAAUGUCCUUAAUAAUAAUAACAUAAUGCUGCACAUUUGCACUAUUGGACCUGGGAGCACUUUCUGGUUGCCUUUUUCGGCUGCAAGCCUCGGUACUACAUAGGGUCAAGUACAUAAAAAGAAAUUACAUCUAUUCUUAAUUCCAAUCCUCAACAUUUUUGUUUCCGGGCAACAAAACCACUUCUGCGGACUCUGAAAUGGAACAGCAGCAUACUCUUAAUAGGCAAUUUAGGUCCAGUCAUAAAGAAGGUAGUCAAACAUAUAUCACUGAUUCAUAUACAUUUCACAAUUUCUGCUUCUGCUUAUUGUAAUGAUCAUGGAUCAUUAAUUCCUUACAGUUAGGCCACAUAAUUUGGGGUUUUUUUAAUUACUUAAAACUGAAGUAAUUUCACAAUGAUAAUUUUUAAUAUUUGAAGGUUGAAAAAUCUUUGGUUUAUGACGUUUAAGCAUCGUAGGUAUAUACAUACUUAUACUGAGAGAAAAGGGAUUUUCAGCUGUUUGCCCUCUAUGAAAUAUAGGGCAUGUACUUGCGAAGAAUUAAAGUAGAUUGGAAAGGAGAUACAGGUUGUGAAAAGAACAUAGUCUUAAAAAGUGGAAAAUUGACUGGCCAGCUGAACUUGGUAAAUACAUUUCUUCUGAAAGCUCUCAAAAUCCCGCCAUAGCUACUUAUGGCUACAGGACUCAAGCACCAUUUUGUGAAUGGCACUGUGGGCCAAUGCUUUGGCUUGAAAAUUACAAGCAAAUAACAAAAAUACCAUGUUUAGAUGCUCCCACAUUCCAAAUGCAGAAAGAUCUUCCUGGUAACUUUUACCCUUUGGUGGUGGCUGUGGCACUAAAUCUCUUUCAGUGAGGCAGAGCUAGCAGCAAGCGGUUUACCUCCUAGUGAAUGGCUGCUCUCCUGCAGUUGUCAAGGAAAGCAAACUGGAAGCUACAAGAGAUCCUGGUACCAACUGCAGCAUCUUUUUGUGCAGCAUGCUAUGUGAACUGAUGCAGGUAGCGUGGUGUAAUUGGGAUAAGAAUUAACAUCCUUUUGUGAUCAGCAGAACAGCUAGCUCUAAGAGAUUUGAGGGGGGUGGGUUGUUCGCAAGUUCAAAACAGAUGCCACUGCAUCAGUUAUACUUGGGUCAUAGUCUAAAGCUUCUCAAAUAUGAUGAUUAGAAACCUGAAUUCACAAAUACAAAAAUCUCCAUGUCACCAUUAAAAUUAUAUUAACCACCAACCUAGAAUACUCCAACUAGUAAUUCUUUCCUAAUUGUCCAGUUUAAAAUGAAUGUGCUGGAUCAGGUUUUAUUAGAAGGCAAAAGAAGUGGAGUGUUUUGCUUGUGAGCUUGUUCAUGUAGUUUUUAAAAUAUUUUUUAAAUAUGGAGACAACAUGACAUACAAUAUAAACAGCUGAUGUGCAGAUUUUGAGUUUUAAACCGUUUUCAUGAACAGCCUUACAAACAGCUCUUUUAUAAAGCAGUAUACAAUCGAAGAAGCAGAGUAUGACCUUCCUGCCUGCUUUUGCGUAGAUAACCAUAGUCAUUGCUUUGCUCUUACUGCUGCAAUAUAUCCCCAUAUCAUAGUGUCAGAAGAAAUCCAUGCCUUUUUUCACUUUUUUUUUUGGCAGCACUUUCCAGACUUAAUAACCCUAACUGCUCCUUAUAGUUCACCAUUAAUCCCAUAAAGCCACUUACCAGAAAUGCUGUGUUAAUUUUCAUGAAAUAAAUGCACACAAUUACUGUGACAACACUACCCUAAACAAUCAAGUUUCUUCGAGGAUUUUGAUUAGCAAGAGUGAGGUUUCCGUAGUGAUAGUAACCUCCUCAAGAAGACACUUCCCCUCCAGUUAACAGUCAACAAAUAAAGUCUUUUACACACAAGCACACUUCAGCAGCUCGGUUUCCAAACACAGCUAUGCAAGUCUCCAGGGGGCUCGCUGCAUGUUAAUAUAGGUCCACAGCUACUUAGAGGAUACUGCACAAUGUAAAACAGCAAAGCCGAAAAUUUCAGACUCCAGGCAGAUGUGUUCUGCCUUCUCUAUCCAGUCCGAGCCUUAUGAGUGAUCCACCAAAACAGUUCAUACUGUGCUACCUAACCCAUGACUGAAGCCCAUGCAGGAAGUAGACCUUUGUCGCUUUCUGAUCUUCAUGGUGGGAGCUGCCAAAUGAGCAGUGGCCUGCAGGAUUGAUGCUGAAAAACUUCCAAUGCUCAAGGCUUGCAGAACCUAGUUGUAAAAAUAUUCUCAGUAUGAGACUAACACGUUGGCACAUGCACGGAGACUUCACCUUCUAUCACAAACUUCAGAGUAUCUUUUGUGCUUUCUUUGAGAUAGUGGUCAGAAACAACAAUUGGUAUAAGUGGACAAUGAAUCUGCUUGACAACAGCUGAAAUAUCACUGGUAACUGUAAACAAAUUGAUUUGAAAAUAAUAUUUGGAAUGCAGUGUAAAUAUAUUACUGGAAUUUCACUUUGCCUUGUCAGGUUUUGUGCACUAGUAUUACAAAGCAAACUGUUCAUUUCUAAUAUAAGAAAGACCUAUUUACUUCUGUAGUACAGCAGACAAAUGAUAAAGCUUUGAUAACGCUUUUUUAAUACAAUCCCCAAAACUAGUGGUUUUCUGUUAUUUUAGGUUUAAAUUUUAUUUAUAUUUAAUUUAAAAUACAGGCAUACAUUCCCCUAUAAAAGAAGGCUGGUAGGUAUUGACGUUGGAGUUCCCUCGUGAGACUAACACAGAUUUUAUAGGUUAGCUCCUGAAGGAAAAAAUCAUCCUUGCGUAAAGGAAUGCACCACUUAAAGCUUUAGUUAGAGCUUUAAUAAUCCAUACAGCUUAGUGCAAUCCAUUAGUUUGAGUUAAUUUUAACUAAGGUGAUCAGUAACUCAGUAAUAAUGGCUUAAGAAGAAGAAAAAAGUAUUUUUUUUUUAGUUUCUUGGAGCAGAGGACAUUAAACUGAGUAAGGUGAAACUUAAAAUACUAAAAAUUACAAAUUCAUUUCCAGUUUGGGCUUCAGUGCUACUUACUAAUUGUACACCCUUACACUGCUUCCCAGCUCAGAUUUGUACUGCAGCAUCUUCCACAUUUGCCACCUCUCUGCCAGUGGGUAAAUCACUGUAAAAAUACUUUGCUUUUUAGUCUUACAGUCUUGCUGUUGCAGUAAUAUAUGCCUAGAUCAGUUCCUGCCAUAGUUUUGCUUUCUUUGGCAGAGUAAUAGCAGCUUUAUUCCAGGGUUUUCACCACCUCUAACUGCUGAUUAUAGAUCAGCAUUGGCUUCAUAUAACAGGAUAUUAGCAAUCUUCCAUUGAAAUGAAAUUGAUGAAAGAAAUGCACUUAAGAGAGACAGUGGCAUGACCUGCCAUUGUACAACACUACACAAUGAAGUUUCUUUACGGAUUUUCAUUGCAAGACCGUGGCAUCCAUAGGGGUUUAACAAACAGUUUAGAAGAUUCAUAUAAAAUCCUGAAAGUAAAUACGGGGAAAAAACCUACAUGAAGGCUUCUGGAACUGCAACUGAGUAGUUAUACAAGCUACACAUACAAAAAUGUCUUAUUUUAAAAACAAAUAUUACUUAGGUGUCUGUAGAAGGCUACGUAAGUCUUCGUGGAGGGAAGAAGAACCAGUUUAAAUUAAUUCUCAGUUAAUCGUGAAUAAGGCCACUUUCCCAGUUUUGAUCAAAAAGGUAAGAGGAUUUUACUUGGGUUUUUCUUUAGUCUCUCAAGACACAAAGCAGCUACUCAAGCUACAGAAGGUCAACUGUAAUUGCUGUCCUGGAUUUUGGGUCACUUCCCUGACAUGGGGCACUUUUGAGGUGUCCUGUCAGGUUCACCCACAUCCCAGAUCCCUUUCACAUGCUGGGUCAUCCUGCAGUUUUGCUUCAUGCUUUAAAUCCUACUUUCUAAUUUAACCCCAACACAAUCUUUUGUUUUGAUCUUUGAUAGACAGAUCUUAUUUGAUAUAAUCUAGCCCUGUCUCCCGUUUUUUGACAGCAUCUUACUUUUAGCUUAGUCAAUUUGUAUACCCCAGUAACAAAUAAUAACACUGGUUUUCUUCUACAGCAUUUCGCUCAUUAGGGGAUGGGAGCUGUCGCAGAUGUUGCUUCACCUCCUCUGUCAGAGACUGAUUUUUUGCUACUCAAAUGAUUUCCCUUAAAGCAUUUGUUUUCGAAUGUUGAGACGACAGCAAAGGAAUGUCGGUCAACACUUUGUCUCUUGCGAACAGCCCAGCUGAGCUUGCUGCCCAGAGAGAUCAUGCUGGAGUUCUGCCGGUAGGUGGAGCAGGGGCAGAACAGGACCUGAGAUUUGCCCGAGAGCACCCUAGAAGGAGCAUCCCCCUCCCACUUACUCCCUCCUCCCCCCCCCCCA
Messenger RNA from Cuculus canorus (common cuckoo), 10011 nucleotides. It is a transcript of the gene PLEKHH2, whose product is annotated as pleckstrin homology, MyTH4 and FERM domain containing H2. Gene Ontology annotation, biological process: negative regulation of actin filament depolymerization. Lineage: Eukaryota; Metazoa; Chordata; Aves; Cuculiformes; Cuculidae. The coding region runs from base 145 to 4647 and encodes 1500 amino acids. Gene Ontology annotation, molecular function: actin binding. Gene Ontology annotation, cellular component: cytoplasm; cytoskeleton. The transcript has 30 exons. The record is from RefSeq and is a predicted model, not a curated record.